AUGGCCUCUCCGCCGACGCUGCCGAUCUCGACCUCCCAAUCCGACACCACGGCGGCGCCGAUAUCCAGUCACGCCUUCCGAUCCUUCCUCUCCCACCUAUCCGGGACCAUCCGCCACGGCUUCUCCCAGCGCCGUCCCUGGUACGAACUCCUUGAUCGCUCUUCCUUUGCCCGCCCUGACUCCUUAUCCGAAGCCGCCUCCCGCAUCCGCAAGAACUCAUCCUACUUUCGCGUCAAUUACAUUUCUCUAAUCGCCCUUUCACUUGCAUUAUCCCUUCUCUCCCACCCGUUUUCGUUAUUUGUCCUCUUUGCGCUACUUGGCGCGUGGCUUUUCCUUUACUUAUUCCGUCCUUCGGAUCAGCCACUUGUUAUCGCGGGACGCACAUUUUCGCCUCGUGAGAUUUUGGGGAUUUUGGUGGUUUCUACUGUAGUUGUGGUGUUCCUUACAAGCGUUGGAUCGCUGCUCAUCUCAGCUUUGCUUGUCGGCUUGGCCGUUGUUUGUACACAUGGUGCAUUCCGCGUUCCCGAGGAUUUGUUCCUGGACGAUUCGGAGCCGGCUAAUGCUGGGUUUCUUUCCUUCCUAGGUGGCGCAGCGUCUGCCGCGGCUGCAGCUGCACCAUCAGUUGCCGCGCGUGUGUAA
This is a messenger RNA of Fraxinus pennsylvanica, 639 nucleotides long. The record is from the annotation of a GenBank genome assembly. NCBI's taxonomy places the organism in Eukaryota, Viridiplantae, Streptophyta, Magnoliopsida, Lamiales, Oleaceae.